Dermacentor silvarum is the source of this 657-nucleotide messenger RNA. RefSeq lists its product as uncharacterized. The record is from RefSeq and is a predicted model, not a curated record. Bases 1 to 657 code for a protein of 218 amino acids. NCBI's taxonomy places the organism in Eukaryota, Metazoa, Arthropoda, Arachnida, Ixodida, Ixodidae. The transcript has 5 exons.
AUGGAAGUCAUCAGGAAGGCCUUUGAAGAAAACUCAAGGGAGAAACCAUCGUCGAACGUGAACCUUCUGUGCCGCUUCUCAGCGCGCUACCGCACGGGCGUCUACCCGUAUGGCGUGUGCACGCACUUCAUCUACGCCAGCGUCCCCAACCGAGUGAGGCCGAACUCGCCACACGACAAGGACGUGCUCUACAGCUACGACCUUGCGGCGUUCAAGAAGUUCCUGCACUUGCGAGACCUGGCUGCUGACGUGCGACUGCUGCUCUCGGUCGAACUGGAUGCGAUGCUGCGCACGGGCUGGUCUCCAAAGCGUCUCGCCUCGGAUGCCAGGGUGUGGCUCGACCGCAGUGGCGUCGAUGGGCUCCACCUGGAUGGCUUGGACAUCCUGCCGAGGACCGUUCACAAUGUCAGCGAAAUCGUCACGGCCCUGCGGAAGUCAUUCAAGCGACAGUACCUUCUCACCGUUGGCAUCGACCGCACGCAGAAAAUCGUCGAGGACGAGCUGCUGAAGCUGCUCAAGCUGGUGGACUUCGCGAGCUUCGCGACGAGCCACGUUCGCCACACGGACGAGCGCACCACGUUGUCGAAUCCGUAUAGCAAGUACGACAACAGCACUUCCGGCCAGUUCUUGGUGAGCGCCCCUUUGCGCUCCUAUUAG